UAAUACAAACCCCUCAAAAGACGAUCGCACCUUUUUUAUUUUUUUCCAUUUUCAACGUCAUUGUUAGAAUUCCUUCUCCAAUUCGAUUUUCAUUUCACCUGUUUUUCUUCCUUUCCUUUGAUUUUUCAUUUAUUUAUUUGUUCUUUCUUGCCCUCCAGAGCCAUUUGAAAACCCCAAGAAAGAAGCCAUCCCCUUCUUCUUUGCUCACCGACGAACUAAUCAAGAACUUUUUCAGAAGGGGAAAUUUUAAUUCAUCGUCUCCUCAAGAAAAUCAAACCAACCCCAUUGCUGCUUCAAGCUUCUUUCGUCUCUCUCGAUUGCUAUUUUGGCGUUUUGGAUGUCAAUCUCGGUUUCUCCGUAGGGGUGGAGAAAAACUUCGAACUACCGUUAUGGGUUCGUCUUUUUUCCUGAAAAGACUGGAUCUUUAACGGCUGGUUUUCUCUGCAUGGUUCAAUCUCAAUCUGGAUCUGUCUGCAGAUUCUGCUCGAUCCAGCUCCUUAUUAGUGCUUGAACAGUGCUCGAAAGGCCAGAUCACCGGAAAUUUUAUCACUGCUCACGUCUUCAUUUCCAGGGCUCCUUGUGUGGCUUCCGACGAGCUUUUUGCCCAUUCAGCUGAUUUUGUUCUUCGAAUUUCGAUCAUCUGCGUUUCAAUGGUAAGAGAUUGAAAGUUCAGAUGAUGCAUAGCUGCUGGAAAACGCACCAGGUCUUUGAAGGGUUUAUAGGGUUUUUGAUAUUUUGGCCUGUGUUCCUGCAUUUGGUACUCGGCUAUGGCGCUGAAAAUUUCGGAAUCUCUUUAGAAGGUUGUCACUGGGUCGGUCCGAUAAAGUGUUUGUAGAAUUGCCUAAGUGAUGGGGAACGGCACUUCCCGUGUUGUCGGUUGUUUUGUGCCUUCCAAUGAGAAAAAUGGCGUGGAUUUAGAAUUUCUGGAGCCAUUAGAUGAAGGUUUAGGCCAUUCCUUCUGUUACGUGAGGCCUAGCCUCUUCGAUUCUCCGGACAUUACUCCUUCAAACUCUGAGAGAUUCACUGUUGAUUCAAGCACCCUUGAUUCUGAGACGCUCAGUGGCUCUUUCCGACAAGAGCCUGUUGAUGACCUCUCUUGCUUUUACAGACACAACAGCAAGGGCUUGCCAGAAACUACAUUUAGGACAAUCUCAGGCGCCUCGGUCAGUGCCAAUGUCUCGACGGCUAGAACUGGGAAUCAAACGGCGUUGUUUUCAAGUGAGGUGCUAGAGCCUGCAGCCUCGUUUGAGAGCACGUCCUCGUUUGCUGCAAUUCCUUUGCAGCCAAUUCCUCGUGGUUCAGGACCUUUAAAUGGUUUCAUGUCCGGGCCUCUAGAGAGAGGUUUUGCUUCUGGUCCUUUAGAUAGAAACAAUGGUUUUAUGUCAGGACCAAUAGAAAAAGGAGUGAUGUCUGGCCCUCUUGAUGUCUCUGACAGAUCCAAUUUCUCUGCACCGCUGUCUUCAAGGCGUAGAAAGCCACGGUUUCAGCGUAUUAUGAGGAGUGUUAGUGGCCCGGUGAGAAGUAAAUUAGCAAGGACAUUCUCUAGACGGUCUGGAGGGUUAGGUUGGAUGCAGCGUUUCUUCUUGCAUCCAGCAACUAGGGUUGCCUGGCAUGUCGGGAAGGAGGGCAAGUUACCCUCUGGAGUCCCGGCCGAUUGCCUUGAGAACAGCCGCAACUUGCAGUGGGCCCAUGGUAAGGCUGGAGAAGACAGGGUUCAUGUGGUGCUCUCAGAGGAACAAGGAUGGCUCUUCAUAGGUAUAUAUGAUGGGUUUAGUGGGCCGGAUGCUCCGGAUUUUGUCAUGAGUAAUCUUUAUAAAGCUAUAGACAAGGAACUAGAAGGCCUUCUAUGGGAUUAUGAAGAGCAACCUGUAAAUGAUUCACCUAAACCCAGUGAAGCUACUAAUGUGCAAUCAGAUCAGGAACCUUCCACCAGGGUUGAGAACUCAUGUGAUCCAGAAAUUAUCGAUGAACAGCCUUCAAACCCAGAUGUUUCGGGAAGUAACGAGGUUUUGACUGAUAAGAGUAGCUCCGAGAAGAAGGACGCUCAAAGUGCUUGUGUUCCGCCCGGAAAAUUAGCUGGUCCAGGCAAGAAAAGCAUGAGACUUUACGAGCUACUUCAAUUGGAAAGGUGGGAUGGAGAAGUUUCUUCAUCACUAUUAGAAAACCUAAACCAACCUAAACAUUGUCGUGACGGGAGGAGGGUUGUAGAUGGUCUGAGCAGUCAGGUUGAAGAUCCAUCUACUUCAGGCGGUGGAGUUAGAAAUGAUCUGGAUGCCACCGACCAAGGAACUUUGGAUGAUAUUCACACCUCGGCACAAAACCAUGGGGCUAGAAAGUCACAGAUAAGCUCAAAGAUAAGGAGAAUGUAUCAGAAACAGAAGUCUCUACGGAAAAAGCUUUUUCCUUGGAGUUAUGAUUGGCACAGGGAAGAGACUUGUGUUGAAGAGAGGGUGACAGAAUCGUCAGGACCGAUCAGGAGAUGCUGGUCAGGAACUGUAGACCAUGAUGCUGUUCUAAGAGCAAUGGCUAGGGCUCUAGAAAGAACUGAAGAAGCAUACAUGGAAAUGGUAGAGAAGUCUCUAGACACAAACCCAGAGCUUGCUCUUAUGGGUUCAUGUGUUCUCGUAAUGCUAAUGAAGGAUCAGGAUGUUUAUGUGAUGAAUGUUGGGGAUAGUCGGGCGAUCCUGGCCCAAGAAAGACUGAAUGAUCGUCACCCUAAUCCCAAUUUCGGGACAGAUGACAUUAUAAGGCAUAGUAAUAGGUCCAGAGAAUCACUCGUGCGUAUGGAACUGGACAGAAUAUCAGAGGAGUCACCAAUACACAACCAAACUACUCGGAUAAACAUGACGAACAAGAACAGGGACGUGUCCUCAUACCGGUUAAAGAUGAGGGCGGUUCAACUCUCAAGUGACCAUAGCACAAGUGUUGAAGAGGAAGUUUCUCGGAUCAGAGCUGAACAUCCAGAUGAUGACCAGGCCAUUCUGAAAGAUAGAGUGAAAGGGCAACUCAAAGUCACACGGGCUUUUGGAGCUGGAUUCCUGAAAAAGCCAAACUUCAAUGAAGCUCUGCUGGAAAUGUUUCGGGUGGACUAUGUGGGAACUGCCCCAUUCAUCAAUUGCAUACCGUCCACAGUCCAUCACCGGCUCACUUCAAGUGACCGUUUCUUGGUGUUAUCUUCUGAUGGGUUAUACGAAUACUUCAGCAACGAGGAGGUGGUUGCACAUGUCAGUUGGUUCAUGGACAACGUUCCUGAAGGCGAUCCUGCUCAAUACCUCAUUGCAGAGCUUCUCUCUCGGGCUGCCACCAAGAACGGGAUGGAGUUUCAUGAUCUGUUGGACAUUCCUCAAGGGGAUCGGCGGAAGUACCAUGACGACGUUUCGGUGAUGGUUGUGUCGCUUGAGGGAAGGAUCUGGCGAUCUUCCGGCCAAUAUUUCCCGGACAAGAAGCAAAAACCGAACAGAUGAAUAAUUGUUGUUGUUCUAUUUCAGAAACAUUUGUUUUGUACCCAAAAAAUGGCCAAGGCUUAAUUUUUCUUUCCUGCAGAUUCCGGAGAAUCUCCUGAGCUUUUCCUUAAGUUGUUUUUUUUCCGGCUUCUUUCCACUUGAAGAAGCUGCAAAAGAAAAAAAAAAAAAAAUCUUUCCUCA
Messenger RNA from Tarenaya hassleriana, 3644 nucleotides. RefSeq names its product protein phosphatase 2C 32. Gene Ontology annotation, biological process: protein dephosphorylation. Gene Ontology annotation, molecular function: protein serine/threonine phosphatase activity. The record is from RefSeq and is a predicted model, not a curated record. Bases 849 to 3464 code for a protein of 871 amino acids. Lineage: Eukaryota; Viridiplantae; Streptophyta; Magnoliopsida; Brassicales; Cleomaceae. The transcript has 5 exons.